AUUUGAUAAAAAAAUACGAUACAAUCAUGUUACAGUGUGUGACACUGUUUCACAUAUACGCGCAUGAGUAUAUAUUAUACUGUACAUAACCGAUACACGAUAAACGUCAGCAGUUGGGUCCAGGCACUUGAUUAGAACCUAUUGAAAUAUUAUAUUACAUUACUAAGAAAAUGACACAAAGUAGGAGCCUUAUUAGACUCAAUUUUCCUCGACAUUUACUUAACAAAAAUGAUAAUGUUUUAUCAUAUAUUGUUAGACCAAUGAGCUCAUGGUGGUCUCAUGUUGAAAUGGGACCACCUGAUCCAAUUUUAGGUGUUACAGAAGCAUAUAAGAGGGAUCAAAAUCCAAAAAAAGUUAAUUUGGGAGUUGGUGCUUAUCGUGAUGAUAAUGGUAAACCAUUCCUAUUACCAAGUGUAAUAAAGGCUGAAGAAAAAAUUAAAUGUAAGGGUAUGGAUAAAGAAUAUGCACCAAUAGCAGGGAAUGCAGAAUUUUGUAAGCAUAGCAUCAACCUGGCACUUGGUGAAGAUAGUGAUAUAAUUAGGAAUUGUCUGAAUGCUACUGUUCAAGGACUUUCUGGGACAGGUUCACUCUGCAUUGCAGCAAACUUUUUUACACACUUUUUCCCUGGUCAUAAAGAAAUAUAUUUACCAACACCUACUUGGGGGAACCAUGGUCCUAUAUUCAAACUUGCUGGACUUUCAACAAAAUCUUACCGUUAUUAUGAUCCAAAAACUUGUGGAUUGGACAGUGAGGGUCUCUUAGAAGAUAUAUGUAAAAUGCCAGAAAAAUCUAUUAUUCUUUUCCAUGCAUGUGCACAUAAUCCUACUGGUGUUGAUCCCAAACCAGAACAAUGGAAAGAAUUGGCAAAAGUAGUAAGGAACAGAAAUCUGUUUCCUUUCUUUGACAUGGCAUAUCAAGGAUUUGCUACAGGUGAUAUAGUGCGAGAUGCUUUUGCAGUUAGAUUAUUUGCUAAGGAAGGAAUUCCAUUUGCUUUAGCUCAAUCCUAUGCUAAAAAUAUGGGUUUAUACGGCGAGCGUGUUGGAGCACUUACGUUCGUUACUUCGUCUAAGGAAGAAACUGAUCGUGUUCUUUCACAAUUAAAAAUUUUGAUUAGACCAAUUUAUUCUAACCCACCAAUUCAUGGUGCUAGAAUUGUUAACGAAAUAUUAGGAAAUUCCGAAAUGAAGCAGGAAUGGCUUUGUGAUGUAAAAGGAAUGGCAGACCGUAUUAUUUCCGUGCGUAAACAAUUACAGGAGAAUCUUAAAAAGAAUGGUAGUUCUCGUGAUUGGUCGCAUAUUACAGAUCAAAUUGGAAUGUUCUGCUUUACUGGUCUUAAUCCCUCUCAGGUAGAGAAACUUACAAAAGAUUAUAGCAUUUAUUUGACCAAGAAUGGCAGAAUAUCCAUGGCAGGAGUGACAUCAAAAAAUGUAGAAUAUCUUGCACAAGCUAUGCAUGAAGUUACAAAAUAGUUCAACAUUUUUGUCAAUGGUUAACUUAGCCAAAUUCUGCCUUAUAAUUUCCAACAUGCGAUUUACAUAUAAACAAACUGCAACCUACAUCAAAACGAAACGCAUUUAAUUUUACAUACUGCUAUUAUAGAGAUACUGCAGGCAGUAUAACUUUUUAUGAAACUCUAGUACGAUGUUAACUUAUAUUUGGUAUAUAUUAUAUUUAGAAUUAUAUAAGAUCUAGUAAUCUUUAUACCUCCAGGAUGAGAUUUAUUUUUUCGAUAAUGUAGGCUACAAUCUACCGUUUGAAUAGUUCAUUCUAUAAGUAAGCUAUGGAUAAUUGAAACAGAAACAGAGUAACAUAACAGAUCACAAUAUAUACCAGUGAAAAAAUAAAUAGUGAUCUGUAUCAAAAUUUAUUCAAUCAUGGAUAAUACAGAUGUUUCAUUGUAUUUUCUUAAAGAGAUUCAGCCUAUACCUAAUUGUCACGCGAUUUCUAAGACGUUGUAUUUAAUUAAUAUAUAAAGCAUUUUGUUUUAAUAUAAGAAAUACAUUUAGUUUCUAUGUAGAUAAAUUCUACUAAUCAAUCAAACGAUUAAUGCAUGUAAAUUUAUCUAUUAAUUGUACCAAAUGUCAAUAAAA
Megachile rotundata (alfalfa leafcutting bee) is the source of this 2090-nucleotide messenger RNA. It is a transcript of the gene Got2, whose product is annotated as glutamate oxaloacetate transaminase 2. Gene Ontology annotation, molecular function: pyridoxal phosphate binding; L-aspartate:2-oxoglutarate transaminase activity. Gene Ontology annotation, biological process: biosynthetic process; L-aspartate catabolic process. NCBI's taxonomy places the organism in Eukaryota, Metazoa, Arthropoda, Insecta, Hymenoptera, Megachilidae. The record is from RefSeq and is a predicted model, not a curated record. Gene Ontology annotation, cellular component: mitochondrion.